GGAUGUAAAUGAGGGUCGUACAACUGAACCGCUUGUCCGAUUUGAACACCUUCUCUAAAAGUGCCCGCUUCCUUCCUCCUGGCGUGUCGUACUUUUUAGUUUGUAAAAUGUGUGUUUCCGUGUCCUAGCAGUGAGCAUGCUAGGCUAGGCUAUGUUAGGCUAGCUCUACAGAGGCUAGCGCUAUGGUACAGUCUGUUCUCAUGCUCGACCGGAAGUUGGAGCGCUCUCACAGGAAGCCUAUCGGGAUCCACGUCGCCAAACUACAAUCCACUCAUCUCCACAGACCGGCGGAGGCGACGACUAGCCGGGCAUUAUCAGCACACACUGCUCGAUUAAAGUAGAAACAUGCCUCUGCGCUUGGACAUCAAGAGAAAGCUGACAGCUCGUUCUGACCGCGUGAAGAGCGUAGACCUGCAUCCCACCGAGCCAUGGAUGGUGGCCAGUCUGUACAGUGGUAGCGUGGUGGUGUGGAAUCACGAGAACCAGACCCUGGUGAAAACCUUUGAGGUGUGCGACCUGCCUGUCAGAGUGGCCAAGUUUGUUGCCAGGAAACACUGGGUGGUCGUGGGAGCAGAUGACAUGCAGAUCCGUGUGUUUAACUACAACACGCUGGCCAGGGCUCACAUGUUCGAGGCCCACGCCGACUACAUCCGCUGCAUCGCUGUGCACCCCACACAGCCCUACAUCCUCUCCAGCAGUGACGACAUGACGAUCAAGCUGUGGGAUUGGGACAGGAAGUGGACGUGUAGUCAGGUGUUUGAGGGACACACCCACUACGUCAUGCAGGUCGUCUUCAACCCCAAAGACAACAACCAGUUUGCCAGCGGCUCCCUGGACAGGACCAUUAAGGUGUGGCAGUUAGGGUCCAAAGCUCCUAACUUCACCCUGGAGGGCCACGAGAAAGGGGUCAACUGUAUUGACUACUACAGUGGAGGGGACAAGCCCUACCUCAUCUCAGGGGCCGACGACCGGCUGGUCAAGAUCUGGGACUAUCAGAACAAGACGUGCGUCCAAACCUUGGAGGGCCAUGCUCAGAACGUGACCUGCGUCCACUUCCACCCUGAUCUGCCAAUCAUCCUGACAGGCUCGGAGGACGGCACCGUCCGGGUCUGGCACUCCAGCACCUACCGACUGGAGAACACGCUGAACUACGGCAUGGAGCGGUCCUGGUGUGUGACGGGCCAGCGGGGCUCCAACAGCGUGGCUCUGGGCUACGAUGAAGGCAGCAUCAUCAUCAAGAUGGGCCGCGAGGAGCCGGCCAUCUCCAUGGACGCCAGCGGCAAGAUCAUGUGGGCACGGCACUCUGAGGUGCAGCAGGCCAACCUGAAGGCCAUGGGAGAUGCGGAGGUCAGUGAUGGGGAAAGGCUGUCGCUGGCAGUCAAAGACAUGGGCAGCUGCGAGAUCUACCCCCAGAUGCUCCAGCACAGCCCCAACGGGAGGUUCGUAGUGGUGUGUGGAGACGGAGAGUACAUCAUCUACACCGCCAUGGCCCUGAGGAACAAGAGCUUUGGCCCCGCCCACGAGUUUGUCUGGGCCCAUGACUCUUCUGAGUAUGCUAUAAGAGAAAGCAACAAUCUCAUCAGAAUCUUCAAAAACUUUAAGGAGAAGAAGAACUUCAAACCAGAUUUCGGGGCUGAGGGUAUCUAUGGAGGGUUCUUGCUGGGGGUGAGGUCCGUCAGCGGCCUUGCCUUCUUUGACUGGGACAGCGCUGAACUCGUCCAUCGCAUCGAGAUCCAACCCAAACACAUCGUGUGGUCCGACAGCGGGGAGCUGCUGUGCAUCGCCACCGAAGAGUCGUUCUUCGUGCUGCGCUAUCUGGCCGAGAAGGCGUCGGCCGCCCUGGAGUCCAGGCAGGGGCUGACCGAGGACGGCGUGGAGGACGCCUUCGAGGUGCUGGGGGAGAUCCAGGAGGUGGUGAAGACGGGGACCUGGGUGGGAGACUGCUUCAUCUACACCAACUCUGUCAACCGGCUCAACUACUACGUGGGCGGGGAGAUCGUCACGGUCGCUCACCUGGACAGGAUGAUGUACCUGCUGGGCUACAUCCCCAAGGACAACCGUCUGUAUCUGGGGGACAAGGACCUGACGGUGAUCAGCUACUCGCUGCUGGUGUCCGUGCUGGAGUACCAGACGGCUGUGAUGAGGAGGGACUUCAGCAUGGCUGACCGGGUGCUGCCCGCUAUCCCCAAGGAGCAGAGGAUCAGGGUGGCCCACUUCCUGGAGAAACAGGGCUUCAGGCAGCAGGCCUUGGCGGUAUCCACUGAUCCGGAACACAGGUUCGAGCUGGCCCUGCAGCUGGGAGAGAUGACGAUAGCUCACCAACUGGCCACAGAGGCAGAGUCGGAGCAGAAGUGGAAACAGUUGGCGGAGCUGGCGACUGCCAAGUCCCAGUUUGGCUUGGCCCAGGAGUGCCUCCACCACGCCCAAGACUUCGGGGGGCUGCUGCUGCUGGCCACCGCCUCUGGAAACUCGGACAUGGUUGGCAAGCUGGCCAAGGGAGCAGAGGAGAAGGGCCUGACCAACGUGGCUUUCCUCACCUUUUUCCUGCAGGGGAAAUUGGAGAAAUGCCUGGAUCUCCUCGUCAAAACCAAGCGCCUGCCAGAGGCUGCCUUCCUGGCCAGAACAUAUUUGCCUAGCCACGUACCAAGGGUUGUGAAGCUGUGGAAGGAGAGUCUGGCCAAGGUGAACCAGAAGGCGGCAGACGCGCUGGCCGACCCCACCCAGUACAGCAACCUGUUCCCGGGCCUCCAGCAGGCCCUGCUGGCCGAGCAGUUCCUGGAAGAGACCCACGUCGGAGCCAGGCCUGCAGCCGACUACCCGCUCAUCAUGCCCAAUGAGGACCGCGCUGUUCUGGAGGAGUCUGCAGGGUAUGUGCCAUCAGGAGCGGCUGCUGCACCAGAGGAAUUAAUGGAGUGCGUAGAUGAUCGGCCCAUGGCAGCAGCUGAGAUGGCGGAGGAGGUACAGGGGGAGGAGCCUUUGGUCGACAUUGUUGUACCAGUGGCAGAGCCCACCCCAGAAGUAACAGAAGAGCUUGUCGAGAUAGUUCAGUCCACAACAGUGGAACAUGCCUUGCCCUCAGUUGAGACGGGCAUGCAGGAGAUGUCUCUGGUAGCUGAGGAAUCACAUGCUUUAGAAGCCACAACAACAGCGUUGGAGUCUGAGACAGCUGUGCUAGUUUCUCAUACCUCAGAAACCAUCGUCACCUCCGAGACGGUGGUAGCAACGGAAACCAUUGAAACCGUAGUCGAGACCUCAGAGGAUUCCUCUGAGAAACUCUCAAUGGACUUCAUAGCAACCGAAGUCCCGGCAACCGCGGCCGUAGCAAGAGACACAGCGCCUGCAAAAGAGGAAGCACCCGAAUCAGAUCUCCUCAGUUUUGAUUCAGCCCCGCCAUCGGCUGAAGUGGAGGAACUUGUAGAUUUAGGCGGAUCCUGCGAUCCGGAGUUGGAUGUGCCUGUUCCAGAACAAAUCCUCCAGGAGUCGUUGGAGUCUUCAGUAUCAAAGCAGCCAGAUGCUGCCCUAGAUGCAGUUCUUGCAGACCCGCUGGUGAAAGCAGAAGCCACAACUUGUCCAGCAGCAGCCCCCGCUGAGACGGAGCUCGUGAAGGAGGAGGUUUCAGAAGAAGCUGAGGACCAGGAAAUGGAGAUGAGUGACGAGGGCAUGGAGGAUCUGGAUUUGGACAACUUUGACCUGGAUGACAUGGAGAACGAAGACCUCAACUUGGAUGACGACUUCCUGAAUGAAUAGCAGUAUGCUGUGUAAUGUAUGUGUGUGGGGGGGCGGUGUGUUAGACCAAAAAAGGGGAUUCUAUGUUAAGCUUGGUUGAACAUAAAAUGUUUCAAUGUCAUUCCAGUCUCAUCGACCAAAUUAGCUUCUUGUUAAUUUUCUUGUCCAGUUUAAAUAAACCUUCAUAGCUUCAACGACAUGGGGGCCGGUCUGGGUCUUCAACACUAAUUACGAAUCAUUUGGAGAGAACCAGUUUGUUAUUCAGGGUAGGGAUGGGAUGUUUGAAUUGUUUCUUUGUUGACCAAAGUUGUAUUCCCUAGGGUGUAAUAUUUUGUACAUUUCAGAUUGACGAGUGGAAUAAAUCCACCUCUCAGCUUAAUCACCAACGAGCUGCAUGCUAGGUUUUCUACUGUCACCUUGACUAAAGAGUCCACCAUAUUACUUUGUAAUAAUUACUUUGUAAUAAAUUACAUGAUGCUGCA
This is a messenger RNA of Gadus morhua (Atlantic cod), 4208 nucleotides long. RefSeq names its product COPI coat complex subunit beta 2. Lineage: Eukaryota; Metazoa; Chordata; Actinopteri; Gadiformes; Gadidae. Gene Ontology annotation, biological process: intra-Golgi vesicle-mediated transport; endoplasmic reticulum to Golgi vesicle-mediated transport; retrograde vesicle-mediated transport, Golgi to endoplasmic reticulum. Gene Ontology annotation, cellular component: COPI vesicle coat. Gene Ontology annotation, molecular function: structural molecule activity; protein binding. The record is from RefSeq and is a predicted model, not a curated record. Bases 346 to 3747 code for a protein of 1133 amino acids. The transcript has 22 exons.